AAUGGCCUGAGAGCAGAUGAGAGCGAGCGAGCGAGCGUGCGAGAGAGAGAGAGAGAGAAAGAGAGAGAGCGAGCAGCCUUUUAUAGGGUACUUAUUGCUUGGCGUUGCCAUGGUAAUGGCUCUUCUCAUAGAGACGCACAACAGCUAACCCCUGCCUGUGCGCACAUCCACAUCUGCGCUAACAACGAGUCCGUUAACGCCACGAGCACGAGCCGCAUCUCAGGGCAGACAGUCGUUACGAUGCUGCUUUCUCAUGUUCAGCUCUGAGUCCUCUGUGAUCAAUACAUGAUUCUCCCUCAGGAAUAUAAAAAAGGCUAAUUUACUUGGAAUCCCGUUGUCCGUGCUGCCCUCAAAGGAGCCAAGAAAAAGGCUUAGAGGUGAAUGAGAGCGAGCGACUCGUGAAAGAGAAAGGACUUCAUACAGUAUCUACACAGUGUAAUUAACAGUCUGCAGCAGGAAGAACAGGUGAACACGCACUCAUGCAGCGUGAUUCAUGGCGCUCAAGGGAAUUCCUUAGAAAAACGAAUGGCAUGAUUGCACAACUUCAUACCUUGAAUCCUUUUUGUACAAAUGCAACACAUGCCCUGGAAGUUGUUGAUGAUGUUUUGUCUUAGUUGGACGUAUUUCACAACUUCCACCAAUCCAUGCCCAAAGUGGAUCAAGCUUCAAAGAAGCAACUCAGACACAAUUAAAAAGACAAGAAGGGCGUUUGCUGCUGUAACUGAGUUGUGUUACUUCUUACGCCGCUUCAGACCUGCGACGCAGCAAGUUGUGAGGAUCAGCAGCGUUGGGAGUGUCACACGCAUCUGUGUGAUGUUAUAUAACCUGAUAAACAACAAACAGUGAUGUAUGGAAAGCAAGACGAGGCUGAUUCACCUCCUAAACCUGUCCGGUGAUAAACAGCCACGCGCCGCGGCUCUUCCGUGUACUUGUGUGGCGUCGGAGCGUCAAACAUUAACCCGGGCCUAAAUCAAACACGGAGCCCACUCGCCCCCGCGCGCUCCUCCUCCUCCCGGCACGCGCGUCGUGUUUGAGCAGCAGGACUGAGGAGCGUGUGAACCCCGGGGCUGCCUUCGUUCGGGCCGAGCGCGGGGGAGAUGCGGGUCGACGGGCCACAGCCGAGCGGCGCCAUGCACCCAGCGGCGGAAAAUGGCUCCUAGCAGUGAGUAACGGACUGGUUUACAGUGGGAGCACUGGUGUUACUGGUUUAUACCCAGGCAGCGUGGCGACACCUCACACAAUGCUAAUGUCAAGCUAAUGUGGAUCCCAUGGACUUUGCUGGUGGGGGGGAGUGGACCAUACGCAGUGUGACAUCAUUUUGUUUUCCUCAGAAAAGUCAACGUCAUAAAAGCAGAUCAAACAUUUCCCUGACAUGUUUCGAAGUCUCCUCGUCUGUGGAAGUGAAAGCAGUGGGCGUAGGACAUGAAUGAAGUUAGAUCUGCCUCAGCGACUUGCUGGGGCGAAGCCUGCGUGUGGGAGGUUUGUCGCGAUAAGAGGACGGGGCAGCACCUGGCACGAGGGCGUCAGGCGGCGAGCGGGACAUACGAGCGCGUGAAUGCAUGCGGGUGCGGCGACGCACACCAGCCGGAUGGAAGCGCGACACUCACCCCCCCUGUGUGCGCACGUAGGGCCGCUGCUGCUGCUGCUGCUGCUGACCGGACCGGGCUGCUCCCACCUGCCCGGGGUCCAGGGCAAACCCAGCGACUUCUGGUGCGACCACCAGCACAGGACGGACAUGCAGAACAUGACUGAGCGGCUGGCGAGACGCACGGCCGGCUGCACAGACUUGGACUCUCUGCCUGCUCCCAUUCAGCUGCCAUGCGUUUCAAUACAAGCCGCCGCCUGGGCAAAUAAAAGCGUGCAGCAGAAGAGUGCUGAGGUGAUGGGGGCCCUCCAGGUUUUUCAUGAAGGACUUCAGGGGCCAAAGAAUCAGACCUCAUCCCGUGCGUGUCUGAGCACGUUGUCGAAGCUGGAGACUCGCAUCAGCAAUUACAUAGCUAUAGUCAAACUUGUCUACAAACAGAAUGGCGCUUCCCAGGUUUCCGUAGACCGCUGUUCAUCUGUAAACAGCCUAAACCAAGUGCUGCGUCAUUUUGGAAAACUACUCAAGGUGAAACUGGAGGCUCUUGCCUUUGCUCUCAAUGACAGUAUGUGUAACGGCGACCAGAGGACAUUAAAUGGACGCUGAAGUUGAUUUAGUAAAGGGACAUAUGUUUAUUUGCGCUAUGGUGCUGCCUGAGGAAAUGGACCCAGACUGUUCUGAAACCAGGAGCACAAUGCAGACUGAGCGGGACCGUCAGGCUGAUGCCGGCCCACCAGGAAAACGCUGGGCCCAGACCUGCACGCAGAGCUGCUUCAUGGACGGGAUUAAUGGCGGAGACAAGGACACAUGCGGUGACACAUGAGGCUAAACGGUUGCGGUUUGGAGUCAGGCGUAGAAUGAAAAAGCCUCUGAAAAGCCAAGUGAUGACUGUUAGAGCCAGAACAAAUGUAAAAGCACUGUUGCUGUGGGAGAAGAGAAUUUAGGCAGUGCCAAGAAGAUGAUUCAAGAAGGGUUUAAUACAAUUAAUACAAUGUUUGAUUGUGUUUGAUUGUGUGCUUAUUGCUUUGAGAUUUGGUGGAUAUUUUAUUUACUGACUUAUUUAUUCAAGACUUGAAAAUAAUUCAAAUGGUGAAUGUAGUCACAUUAAUGAUUCAUAUACUGUAUGCACAGCGUAUGGUAUAAAAUACUGACUGUAAGUAAGAAAGAAAUGUUACAAAUAUUGUUAUUUUGUUUAUUUGCUAAUUCUGUGCUUCUGGGAAAUUAGAAUGCAAAUAUGUCUUUGUGUUGGAUCAAAUCCUCCUCCUCGUUCCGUAUGAAUGCCAGGGUACGAACAAUGACUUUCUGAUGUUUAGCGUAUGUGACGUUACCUGUGAUAAUAUUCCUUGUUUUGCGAGUUAGCCAACUAACAUUGGCUAAUUAAACACAAACUACAACUGA
Betta splendens (Siamese fighting fish) is the source of this 2980-nucleotide messenger RNA. RefSeq lists its product as uncharacterized. The record is from RefSeq and is a predicted model, not a curated record. Lineage: Eukaryota; Metazoa; Chordata; Actinopteri; Anabantiformes; Osphronemidae. The transcript has 4 exons. Gene Ontology annotation, biological process: cell population proliferation. Gene Ontology annotation, cellular component: extracellular region. Gene Ontology annotation, molecular function: hormone activity; cytokine activity. The coding region runs from base 1556 to 2188 and encodes 210 amino acids.